GGAGUUUGUCGUGUUAUUAAAAUACGAGUUGCAGUUGCCCAUUAUCUCUUUCUAUCUCUCCCAUGGCCGAACUUCUUCGGUUACCUUCUCAUUUGUUCCGGCAUUCCUCUCCCCUGCUACACUCCGCAUGCACUUUUCAACUGGGCCUCCGAUCGAAGCGGUACUCAGAUGGCUGGAUUUGUUCCGCUGCAGAUUCUGCCGCUACUCCAGUCCCACUCUUCUUCAGGCACACAAAGAGACAGCUUUCUUCUAAGGUACAUGCAACGAUUGCUGAAACUGAUCAGCCUAAAUGGUGGGAAAAGAAUGCAGGCCCAAAUAUGAUUGAUAUUCAUUCGACAGAAGAAUUUUUAAGAGCUCUAGGUGAAGCUGGAGAAAAAUUGGUUAUUGUUGACUUUUAUGGGACUUGGUGUGCCUCUUGUCGGGCAUUGUUUCCCAAGCUCUGCAAGACUGCUGGAGAACAUCCUGACAUUUUAUUCCUAAAAGUGAAUUUUGAUGAGAACAAGCCUAUGUGUAAAAGCUUGAAUGUGAAGGUGCUUCCUUAUUUUCACUUCUAUCGUGGAGCAGAUGGGCAGUUGGAAUCAUUUUCGUGCUCACUUGCAAAGUUUCAGAAAAUAAAGGAUGCCAUCGCAACACAUAACACAGAUCGGUGUAGCAUCGGUCCACCCAAAGGCAUUGGAGAUCUUAACCUUCCUGAAACUUCCAGAGUUGCAAAGGACAAGACUCUAGAUUCUAGUUCAAGAUAAUCCUUUUUUCUAUCCUCCAAUCAUUGAUCUUGCUUUUUUUUUUACCUUGUCCUCCAAUGCUGGUACUCCAUGGGCAGUUCAUAGUGGAGAGUUUUUCACUCCUAAAUUGUAUAUGCUUAUUAUUCUGGGCAGUUCUUUCUAGCUUGCGAUGUACUAUAUUAAUCUCUUGGCUGAAAGAGAAAUUAUAUGGUCUGAAUAUUCAUUCAAUUUACUCUUUUUGUCUAGUUGGUGUUA
Messenger RNA from Telopea speciosissima, 977 nucleotides. RefSeq names its product thioredoxin-like 2, chloroplastic. The transcript is spliced from 4 exons. Bases 63 to 743 code for a protein of 226 amino acids. The record is from RefSeq and is a predicted model, not a curated record. Gene Ontology annotation, biological process: cell redox homeostasis. NCBI's taxonomy places the organism in Eukaryota, Viridiplantae, Streptophyta, Magnoliopsida, Proteales, Proteaceae.